CUUAACAAACCUUAAUAACUGUUCUGAUUGUACAAAGUGAAUUCGUGGUUUGACACCGCCCCUCCCCCCGCUGUGACAUGAAAUGAAAGUAAUUUCUAGAAGCGAAAGAUAUCCCCGAAGACAUCAGCAGUUACAAUGAUGAGAAGCGAGAUCGUAAUCAUUCUGUUCGCUUUUCUCGUUGAAGGUAUGUUUGGUGUUACACAUGCAGUGAAGUCCGUAUCAGAAAUGGAGGGAGAUUCAGUCACUCUAAACACUGGUAUAAUCAAAAAAGAGCAUGACAAGUUGCUGUGGUAUUUUGAAGACACUCGCAUCGCUCUGAUCAAUGGAGAUCCCAACACGAGCUGUUUAUAUGAUGGAGAAGACGGGAGAUUCAGAGACAGACUGAAGGUGGACUAUGAGACUGGAUCUCUGAUCAUCACAAACAUCACAACUCAACACGCUGGACGUUAUGAAGCAGAGAUCAUCAGAAGUGAGAGUUCGGCAAAAGACAAAACUUGAACAGAAGCCCCAAGUGUAACAGCACAAAAAUCACCAAAAAAGCCUCAACUAAAAUCUUUCAGUCUGACUGUCAGUGCUGUUUCAGGUUCAGGUCUGUCUCCAGCUGCUGUAGCAGGAAUUGUUGUUGGUGUUCUGCUGCUGGUGGCUGCAGCUGUUGUUGUUGUUGUUGGUGUGAUGAUCUUUCGCCGCAGGAGAUUCAGAGAUGGAUGCUGUCACUUGUUCUUUAUUGGAGGAGUUCACCUGCAUCCUUUUCUACUAAGUUGGCAGUUUAUCUAAUGCCAAAUACACUUAUCCGACGAUCAAUCAUUUCUCAUAUUUACUUUCUCUCGCCGUCACAGCACACAGACAAGAUGUACAAGGAGUUCACCUGCAUCCUUUUUGAUUGGGUCAGUGUACAGUUUAUUCAACACCACUUUUUUGAAGUACAGUAUUUAAUGUGUCAACUCUCACUGAUGCUGUCACAGUGUCUGGGUUGUUGUUCCCCGGGGUUCCACUAGAUGUCCUCCUUCUCACGGUGUCUGUCCCAGAUCACUUCCUGUUCCCUUUUAUGGUCACCUUCCUCCUUGUUACGUGAUUGAUUGUUCACCCCACCUGUCUCCUGUUUCCCUAUUAUCCUUCUGUGUAUAAAUACCCAGUCUGUCUUAGUCUAUGUUACGGAGUCCUUGUCUGAUGUCAUUGUGUUUCAGGUCCAUCAGUCUUGCUUUGUCUUACCCUAUGUGUCUCAUUCUCUCGUUCCACCAGACUUCCUCUACCUUUCCGUUCUUCCGAGUUCCCCGUUUCAUCCGGUUCCCUUUUUGUUUGAUUUGUCUCUCAUGACUGUUUAUUUUGUAUUUACCCCUCUGUUUAAAUAAAACCCUUACCUGCAUUUGGAUCUACCCUCUCUUUGUGUUUUUCCCCAAUACCUAUCGUGACAGAAGGACUCCGUCAUGCCUAGAUCCAGCGGUGUGGGAUUUCGAAUCGGUUCCCCAGCCACCAUGGAGGAACGGAGGGGGAGAUACCAGAACUUAAUCACCCUUCAUCAAGAGGGAAGUGAGGUGGGUGGCCUGGCGCAAUUGUUUUGGACUAUGGCAGUCGGGCUAGGUUACAAUGAUGCAGCACUAAAGGAUUUAUUUAAUAAUUGCCUGGAUGAUCCUUUACCUUCAUGGGAGAUGAAGGGGUUAGAGAUACUGGACUUUUGGGGGUUUACCAAUUACCUGCACCAUCGUGCCCAGUGGAAUGCAACAACCACACCAGAGUGUCCAGACAAGGCUGCCAGCUCAGCCCCACAGCACAAGAUGGGCGCCAGCCCAACUCCACAGCACAGGAUGGCCGCCAACCCAGCCCCACAACCCAAGAUGGCCACCAGCCCAGCCCCACAGCCCAAGAUGGCCGCCAACCUAGCGUCACAGCCCAAGAUGGCCGCCAGCCCAGCACCACAGCACAAGAUGGUCGACUCAACGCCACCGACUCCCCAUCGUAGAGGGCGGAGGAGGAGAAAGGCAGCUGCUGUUCCCGAGGCGGAGCCCGAUGCAGUUCCCGAGGCGGUGCCCGAUGCAGUUUCCGAGGCGGUGCCCGAUGCAGUUCCCGAGGCGGAGCCCGAUGCUGUUCCCGAGGCGGAGCCCGAUGCUGUUCCCGAGGCGGAGCCCGAUGCAGUUCCCGAGGCGGUGCCCGAUGCUGUUCCCGAGGCCGAGGUCGUUCCCGAGGCGGUGCCCGAUGCAGUUCCCGAGGCGGAGCCCGAUGCAGUUCCCGAGGCGGAGCCCGAUGCAGUUCCCGAGGCGGUGCCCGAUGCUGUUUCCGAGGCGGUGCCCGAUGCAGUUCCCGAGGCGGAGCCCGAUGCAGUUCCCGAGGCGGUGCCCGAUGCAGUUCCCGAGGCGAAGCCCGAUGCAGUUCCCGAUGCAGUUCCCGAGGCGGUGCCCGAUGCUGUUUCCGAGGCGGUGCCCUAUGCAGUUCCCGAGGCGGAGCCCGAUGCAGUUCCCGAGGCGGUGCUCGAUGCAGUUCCCGAGGCGGUGCCCGAUGCAGUUCCCGAGGCGGAGUCCGAUGCAGUUCCCGAGGCGGUGCUCGAUGCAGUUCCCGAGGCGGUGCUCGAUGCAGUUCCCGAGGCGGUGCCCGAUGCAGUUCCCGAGGCGGUGCUCGAUGCAGUUCCCGAGGCGGUGCCCGAUGCAGUUCCCGAGGCGGUGCCCGAUGCAGUUCCCGAGGCGGUGCCCGAUGCUGUUCCCGAGGCGAAGCCUGAUGCGGUUCCCGAGGCGGAGCCCGAUGCGGUUCCCGAGGCGGUGCUCGAUGCAGUUCCCGGGGCGGUGCUCGAUGCAGUUCCCGAGGCGGUGCCCGAUGCAGUUCCCGAGGCGAAGCCCGAUGCAGUUCCCGAUGCAGUUCCCGAGGCGGUGCCCGAUGCUGUUUCCGAGGCGGAGCCCGAUGCAGUUCCCGAGGCGGUGCCCGAUGCAGUUUCCGAGGCGGUGCUCGAUGCAGUUCCCGAGGCGGUGCCCGAUGCAGUUCCCGGGGCGGUGCUCGAUGCAGUUCCCGAGGCGGUGCCCGAUGCAGUUCCCGAGGCGAAGCCCGAUGCAGUUCCCGAUGCAGUUCCCGAGGCGGUGCCCGAUGCUGUUUCCGAGGCGGAGCCCGAUGCAGUUCCCGAGGCGGUGCCCGAUGCAGUUUCCGAGGCGGUGCUCGAUGCAGUUCCCGAGGCGGUGCCCGAUGCAGUUUCAGAGGCGGUGCCCGAUGCAGUUCCCGAGGCGGUGCCCGAUGCUGUUCCCGAGGCGAAGCCUGAUGCAGUUCCCGAUGCAGUUCCCGAGGCGGUGCCCGAUGCUGUUUCCGAGGCGGUGCCCUAUGCAGUUCCCGAGGCGGAGCCCGAUGCAGUUCCCGAGGCGGUGCCCGAGGCGGAGCCCGAUGCUGUUCCCGAGGCGGAGCCCGAUGCUGUUCCCGAGGCGGAGCCCGAUGCAGUUCCCGAGGCGGUGCUCGAUGCGGUUCCCGAGGCGGUGCCCGAUGCUGUUUCCGAGGCGGUGCCCGAUGCAGUUCCCGAGGCGGAGCCCGAUGCAGUUCCCGAGGCGGAGCCCGAUGCAGUUCCCGAGGCGGUGCCCGAUGCUGUUCCCGAGGCGGAGCCCGAUGCAGUUCCCGAGGCGGUGCUCGAUGCAGUUCCCGAGGCGGUGCUCGAUGCAGUUCCCGAGGCGGUGCCCGAUGCAGUUCCCGAGGCGGAGUCCGAUGCAGUUCCCGAGGCGGUGCUCGAUGCUGUUCCCGAGGCGGAGCCCGAUGCUGUUCCCGAGGCGGAGCCCGAUGCAGUUCCCGAGGCGGUGCCCGAUGCGGUUCCCGAGGCGGUGCCCGAUGCUGUUUCCGAGGCGGUGCCCGAUGCAGUUCCCGAGGCGGAGCCCGAUGCAGUUCCCGAGGCGGAGCCCGAUGCAGUUCCCGAGGCGGUGCCCGAUGCUGUUUCCGAGGCGGUGCCCGAUGCAGUUCCCGAGGCGGAGCCCGAUGCAGUUCCCGAGGCGGAGCCCGAUGCAGUUCCCGAGGCGGUGCCCGAUGCUGUUUCCGAGGCGGUGCCCGAUGCAGUUCCCGAGGCGGAGCCUGAUGCAGUUCCCGAUGCAGUUCCCGAGGCGGAGCCCGAUGCAGUUCCCGAGGCGGUGCCCGAUGCUGUUUCCGAGGCGGUGCCCGAUGCAGUUCCCGAGGCGGAGCCCGAUGCUGUUUCCGAGGCGGAGCCCGAUGCAGUUCCCGAGGCGGAGCCCGAUGCAGUUCCCGAGGCGGAGCCCGAUGCAGUUCCCGAGGCGGAGCCCGAUGCAGUUCCCGAGGCGGUGCCCGAUGCAGUUCCCGAGGCGGUGCCCGAUGCUGUUUCCGAGGCGGUGCCCGAUGCAGUUCCCGAGGCGGUGCCCGAUGCAGUUCCCGAGGCGGUGCCCGAUGCAGUUCCCGAUGCAGUUCCCGAGGCGGUGCCCGAUGCUGUUCCCGAGGCGGAGCCCGAUGCUGUUCCCGAGGCGGAGCCCGAUGCAGUUCCCGAGGCGGUGCCCGAUGCUGUUCCCGAGGCCGAGGUCGUUCCCGAGGCGGUGCCCGAUGCAGUUCCCGAGGCGGAGCCCGAUGCAGUUCCCGAGGCGGAGCCCGAUGCUGUUCCCGAGGCGGUGCCCGAUGCUGUUCCCGAGGCGGUGCCCGAUGCUGUUCCCGAGGCGGUGCCCGAGGUUGUUCCCGAGGCGGUGCCCGAUGUUGUUCCCGAGGCGGUGUCCGUUACAGUUCCCGAGGCGGUGACCACAAGGCCGUGGUGGUCUUCGGCUCCGCCCUGGGAGACUCUGGCGGUGACCACGAGGACGUGGUGGUCAUCCGCUCCGCCCUGGGGGACUCUGGCGGUGACCACGAGGACGUGGUGGUCGUCCGCUCCACCCUGGGGGACUCUGGUGAUGACCAUGAGGACGUGGUGGUCUUCUGCUCCGACCUACUGGACUCCGGCCUCGACCACAGAGACGUGGUGGUCUUCCGCUCCGCCCUGGAGGGCUCUGGCCUUGACCACACGGCUGUGGUGGUCAUCUGCUCCGUCCUAGUGGACGCCUCAACAUGUCCUUCAUGGACUUAUGUUUUGUGUUUUUUUGAGUUCUGUUUCUGUCUGUUCCUUUUAGUUUAGUCUGGCCCUCCGUCCCUCCCCCUGUACCUCCUCCGGUCCUCCUCCCUCCUGGUCUCCCGGUUUUAUGUAUCAUUUCUGGUGUUUGUUCCCCUUGUGUUCCUUUUCUGGCCCUCCGUCCCUCCCCCUGAGCCUCCACCUGUCCGCCUCCCUCCUGGUCUCUGUGUCAUGUUUUGUCUUUAAGCGUCUGGUAGCCGCUCCGUAGAGGGGGGGUACUGUCACAGUGUCUGGGUUGUUGUUCCCCGGGGUUCCACUAGAUGUCCUCCUUCUCACGGUGUCUGUCCCAGAUCACUUCCUGUUCCCUUUUAUGGUCACCUUCCUCCUUGUUACGUGAUUGAUUGUUCACCCCACCUGUCUCCUGUUUCCCUAUUAUCCUUCUGUGUAUAAAUACCCAGUCUGUCUUAGUCUAUGUUACGGAGUCCUUGUCUGAUGUCAUUGUGUUUCAGGUCCAUCAGUCUUGCUUUGUCUUACCCUAUGUGUCUCAUUCUCUCGUUCCACCAGACUUCCUCUACCUUUCCGUUCUUCCGAGUUCCCCGUUUCAUCCGGUUCCCUUUUUGUUUGAUUUGUCUCUCAUGACUGUUUAUUUUGUAUUUACCCCUCUGUUUAAAUAAAACCCUUACCUGCAUUUGGA
This is a messenger RNA of Carassius gibelio (silver crucian carp), 5687 nucleotides long. Its product is annotated as titin-like. The transcript is spliced from 5 exons. Bases 1425 to 4979 code for a protein of 1184 amino acids. NCBI's taxonomy places the organism in Eukaryota, Metazoa, Chordata, Actinopteri, Cypriniformes, Cyprinidae. The record is from RefSeq and is a predicted model, not a curated record.